Messenger RNA from Cercopithifilaria johnstoni, 858 nucleotides. The record is from the annotation of a GenBank genome assembly. Lineage: Eukaryota; Metazoa; Nematoda; Chromadorea; Rhabditida; Onchocercidae.
AUGAAUAUAUUACCCAAAAAGAAGUGGCAUGUGCGAACAAAGGAGAAUGUUGCGCGUGUACGUAGUGAUCAAAAGAGAGCUAGAGAAGAAGAAAAAAGAGUGGCAGAAAGAGCUCAGCUUGCAGAGCAGGAAUAUAAGGUAAAUCUACUGCGUAAAAAUGCGGAACGAAUGGAAACGAUAUUUAGGUGUGGAGAAAGUGGAUCUUAUGGCAGUAACGCUCAGUUUAUCAACUCUUCGGGCCAUAUCAAUCUUUUCGCUAAUUUAGAAGCAGAAUACCGGAAGAAUUUAGGUGUCGGAAAUCGAGAUUAUAAACUAGAGAAGAAAAAGGAACAGGAAGAAUAUGAAAAGAAAGUUGGCAUCUUGCAAUAUCUUGGAGAAGGUUCCUGUGAGUUGACGAAAGAAAAGCCGUGGUAUGAAAAAAUUCCAACAAAGAAGGAGAGUGAGUCCAGAAAAUCGGAAAUUCCAACAAAGAAAGGAAAUGAGUUAGCGAAAUCGGAAAAUCGAUCAUCUGUUAAGAUGUUCCGCAAACGCAUUGGAAGCACCCACCAAAAAAUAAAGGAAAAAGAACAUAAAAUGAAAAGAAAAAAUAAGGGAUCUCGCUAUAAAAAAUGCGGAAAGAAAAGCACACAUUAUGAUUGUAGUUCUUUGGAAAUAUCAUCAAGUGAAGAAAAGUCUUCAAAGAAGCAGAAGUUGGAAAAGCUGAGACAGGAACGCCUGGAUCGAGAGGCAAAAGAACAAAAACGUUUUAUCAAUCUGUUGAUACCCUCAGAAAGCAAUAAAGAAGAAAUGGUGCGAAAUGUUGCGAAAUAUAAUUCACAGUUCAAUCCAGCAUUGGCACGACAGAAUCAGACCCGUUGA